Messenger RNA from Oncorhynchus keta (chum salmon), 2421 nucleotides. RefSeq lists its product as uncharacterized. The record is from RefSeq and is a predicted model, not a curated record. The coding region runs from base 1 to 1116 and encodes 371 amino acids. Lineage: Eukaryota; Metazoa; Chordata; Actinopteri; Salmoniformes; Salmonidae. The transcript is spliced from 5 exons. Gene Ontology annotation, biological process: negative regulation of cell population proliferation; negative regulation of TOR signaling. Gene Ontology annotation, cellular component: plasma membrane.
AUGACUAGGAGUGUGCAAACGCAGGAGUCAUUGAACCCCAAUAACCUGGAGUACUGGAUGGAGGAUAUCUACACGCCAGGUUACGAUUCGCUGCUGAAGAGGAAGGAAGCGGAGUUUCGGAGGGCCAAGGUGUGCAAGAUUGGAGCGCUGAUUGCCGCGGCCGCCUGCACUGUGAUCCUGGUCAUCGUUGUGCCCAUAUUCACUGGGAGAGACACUUGUAUUAGUUCAGUGACUGGGAGAGACACUUGUAUUAGUUCAGUGACUGGGAGAGACACUUGUAUUAGUUCAGUGACUGGGAGAGACACUUGUAUUAGUUCAGUCACUGGGAGAGACACUUGUAUUAGUUCAGUCACUGGGAGAGACACUUGUAUUAGUUCAGUCACUGGGAGAGACACUUGUAUUAGUUCAGUCACUGGGAGAGACACUUGUAUUAGUUCAGUGACUGGGAGAGACACUUGUAUUAGUUCAGUGACUGGGAGAGACACUUGUAUUAGUUCAGUGACUGGGAGAGACACUUGUAUUAGUUCAGUGACUGGGAGAGACACUUGUAUUAGUUCAGUCACUGGGAGAGACACUUGUAUUAGUUCAGUCACUGGGAGAGACACUUGUAUUAGUUCAGUCACUGGGAGAGACACUUGUAUUAGUUCAGUCACUGGGAGAGACACUUGUAUUAGUUCAGUGACUGGGAGAGACACUUGUAUUAGUUCAGUCACUGGGAGAGACACUUGUAUUAGUUCAGUGACUGGGAGAGACACUUGUAUUAGUUCAGUGACUGGGAGAGACACUUGUAUUAGUUCAGUGACUGGGAGAGACACUUGUAUAGGUUCAGUCACUGGGAGAGACACUUGUAUUAGUUCAGUGACUGGGAGAGACACUUGUAUUAGUUCAGUGACUGGGAGAGACACUUGUAUUAGUUCAGUGACUGGGAGAGACACUUGUAUUAGUUCAGUGACUGGGAGAGACACUUGUAUUAGUUCAGUGACUGGGAGAGACACUUGUAUUAGUUCAGUGACUGGGAGAGACACUUGUAUUAGUUCAGUGACUGGGAGAGACACUUGUAUAGGUUCAGUCAGCGGUAUCGACUGCACCAAUCUCCCAGGCUGUCACAAACACUAACACUUGCAGAAGCUUCUUAUGAGGUGCUGUGUCACCUUAUAAACAUUCAUAGCAUCUUCUAUAGAGCAUUAUGACAUGUUGUAUUAAUUAAGCAAUACGACACAAUAGGUUAUGAUGUAUCGUGGAUGUAUGACAUCUUAGUAGCCCCGUGCCUCGUUGCUUUACUUUACAGUUUGGUAACGGUCCAUGACUGCAUUCCAAUGUGGUUUGAAUGUGCUAUGAAUGUUUAUAAGGCAUUGUAACACUUCGUAAGAAUCUGAUUCAAGUAAAGAAACAGUCCCUCCACUCAAGCCCUGCCUACCCAUCUAGUCUCCUAAGAGGCCUUAAAACCACUGAAUGCAAACUGCCUGCCGUUAAGGCUGUGUCCCAAUAGUUUUGAAGAACGUCCUUGUCUCAUCAUCAACUGUAGCGGUGGUGAUGAAAGGUUGGGGAAGCUAUUUCAUAGUUCUGGGACACAACGUGAGAUUCACAUCUCCACUCAUGAACCUGAGCUCAGAGACAGUACGCAAACCAAGAUGGCCGAUCACACACACGUCACCCAGUUAACAGUAAACCAGGGGAUGCUCUACUCCAGUCCUCCUUGGUUUCCCUCUCAAGUUAGUUCAUUUAGGCCGUGUUCCAGGCUGACUACAUUGCAGACUCCUGGCAGAUAUCAAAACGCCUGGAUAGAUGUUUAAGAUAUCAGCAAACCACAUCCUAUGAUGUAGCAAUCUGAUGGCUGACUGCAGUCGAUGACGUGGCAAGCAACCGUUGGUUGAUGCAAUGCAACGUCUGCAAUGUAGUUGGCUUAUGCUAGUGAUUUAUGUGCUACUUCAGGUGUUCCUGGCACAAAUGGGAGAAAACAUUGUCAUACUGCAAAAUGAACAUGAGGAAGUACGCACUUCAGGUUGUAAACAUUAGAAUUUCUCUUGUUUGAUAUAAUCAUUCAAAAGUAGACACAAUAACCUGAUAAUGAAGCACUGGACCACUCAGUUUGAUGUCAGGUUUGCCCGUUAGGAGAGGACUGGAGUUGAGCCCCCCACCUAAUGGGUGAAGGGUGAAGUUACUGCCAGUUGACGUUUAUUGUCAUGAGUCUUGUUCUGGAGCAGAAUUGGGCGAAUCCUCCUUAGAUGCAAAGUCAAAAUGGUCUAUAUUGUAAAAAUGUUAUUUCAUGUUAGGGUUAGGCAUUAGGGUUAGCAGUGUGGUUAACAUUAGGGUUAGGUUUAAAAUCAGAUUUUAUUACUUUGUGGCUGCGCCCUCUAGUGACCACUCUGCCGAGCUGCCUCCAGAACAAGAUUCAGGAUGAAAACGCUGACCUACGAAGAU